Molecule: messenger RNA, 1554 nt
Organism: Euleptes europaea (tarantolino)
Lineage: Eukaryota; Metazoa; Chordata; Lepidosauria; Squamata; Sphaerodactylidae
Gene: B3GNT7
Product: UDP-GlcNAc:betaGal beta-1,3-N-acetylglucosaminyltransferase 7
Exons: 2
Coding region: 1-1554 (517 amino acids)
Cellular component (GO): membrane
Molecular function (GO): hexosyltransferase activity
Source: RefSeq, a predicted model, not a curated record
AUGCUCAAACCGGAGAAGGGGAAGGCGCCCGGGCGCUGCCCCGCAGGGAGGGCGAGGCUCGGCCGCGCCGAAGGCUGGCCCGCCUCGCAGGGCCGUCGUGGGCGUCAGGGCGGGGGGGAGCGGCCGCCCGGCGGCGGCAGGGUUAAGCGGCACACCUGCCGGGCUGCCUUGCGCCGCUUUGGCCCCACCUUGGCCGCGGCCGAGCCCGAGGGGAGGAGGAGGAGGAGCCCGCGCCGGGCGGCCAGUCCGCGCUCCUGCCCAGCCGCGCCCAGCAGCAGCAGCAGCGCCCAGGCUCCGCAGCCCCGCCGGCUCCGCCGCGCCGCCGCCCUCGCGCGGAGAGCCUUCAGCAUGUUGCAGUGGAAGAAAACCGUCUACAAAAGUGUCCUAUUGUCCUUCGUGCUGGUUGUCGCAGUGACAGUGCUGCAAAGAGGGAUGACCCCAAACCAGUUCCUUCAAGGCCAGCAACAGAAAGAACUCCUUUCCCAGGAGCCCGUGAAGGCUCAGAAGAGAGAUAAUGUCCUCUCGGUGGCCAACAACUUCUGGAAGAAGGAACUGGAACCUGUUACCAAAACGGCCAAGGCGAUGGUGAAGCAGGCAUCGACUUGGGAUGUCACCACCACCAACUGCACCGUCAACCUCAAUUUCAGCAAAGACGACUGGUUUAAAGGGCUGGAACCCAACUUCAAGCAGUUUCUCCUCUACCGGCACUGCCGGUACUUCCCCAUGAUCAUCAAUCACCCUGAGAAGUGUAGCGGCGACAUCUACUUGCUGAUCGUUGUGAAAUCCAUCAUCACUCAACACGACCGCCGGGAGGCCAUCCGGAAGACCUGGGGCCAAGAGAAGGAGGUGGACGGCAAGAAGAUCCGCACGCUCUUCCUCUUGGGCAUCGCCUCCAAGGAAGAGGAGAGGGCGAAUUAUCAGAAACUGCUGGAAUACGAGGACCGCAUCUACGGCGACAUUUUGCAGUGGGACUUCUUGGAUAGCUUUUUCAACCUCACCCUCAAAGAAGUGAAUUUCCUGAAGUGGCUCAGCAUCUACUGCAACAACGUCCGGUACAUUUUCAAGGGGGACGACGACGUGUUCGUCAGCCCGAACAACAUUUUGGAGUACCUGGGAGACCAAAAGACGGGCCACCUCUUCACGGGCGACGUCCUCUUCAAGGCCCGGCCGAUCCGCAAGAAGGAGAACAAGUACUACAUCCCCAACGCUUUGUAUAGCAAGCCGCACUACCCGCCCUAUGCCGGCGGGGGUGGCUUUGUUAUGGACAGCCCGUUGGCCCAGAAGCUCCACAAGGUCUCGGAAACCCUAGAGCUGUAUCCCAUCGAUGACGUCUUCCUCGGCAUGUGUCUGGAGAUCCUGAAGGUGACGCCCGUGGCCCACGCGGGCUUCAGAACCUUUGGCAUCGUGAAAAACAAGAACAGCAAGAUGAAUAAGGAGCCGUGUUUCUUCCAGAACAUGCUGGUGGUUCAUAAACUCCUGCCCCUGGAUCUCCUCAAAAUGUGGGAUUUGGUUCAUAGUAACUUGACAUGCUCCAGAAAAUUAUACAUUCUUUAG